AUGGGAACGCCGGCCUCGGUAGCGAGCGAUCCCCCGGGACGAGCGGCGCCCGCCACCCGCGGCCGCAAGCGGGCCUCGGCCAACAUUUUCCAGGGCGUGGGGCUGCCGGAGCUGCGCAGCCUGUUCCAGAGCGGCGGGGCCGAGAGGCCCGAGGAGCGCGCUCGCCUCGUCUGGCGCUACGCAGGGCAGCGCCGCAUGGCACGGGCGCUGCGACAGCUCAGGCGGCGGAAAGCGGCACGGCGCGGCGGUGAGACGACGGCUUUACGGCGCUUCGGCCGCCUCCGGAUCACCGAUAAGGAGCCCGAGGGAGAUUGCAGGGACGGGGCGGCCUCGGCGCCCCUGCAGCAUCACUGAGUGCGCAGCAGGCCCGCCGCACAGACCGGGCACACCGAGGACACUAAGUGUACAGGACAUGAGUGUACUGGUUAAUAAAAGGUGGACCCGCA
This is a messenger RNA of Centrocercus urophasianus (Greater sage-grouse), 446 nucleotides long. RefSeq names its product arginine vasopressin induced 1 (gene AVPI1). The record is from RefSeq and is a predicted model, not a curated record. The coding region runs from base 1 to 354 and encodes 117 amino acids. The transcript is spliced from 2 exons. NCBI's taxonomy places the organism in Eukaryota, Metazoa, Chordata, Aves, Galliformes, Phasianidae.